Messenger RNA from Prosopis cineraria, 1433 nucleotides. RefSeq names its product casein kinase II subunit beta-1-like. Gene Ontology annotation, cellular component: cytoplasm; protein kinase CK2 complex. Bases 178 to 1032 code for a protein of 284 amino acids. Gene Ontology annotation, molecular function: protein kinase regulator activity. The transcript is spliced from 5 exons. The record is from RefSeq and is a predicted model, not a curated record. Lineage: Eukaryota; Viridiplantae; Streptophyta; Magnoliopsida; Fabales; Fabaceae.
AAGACGUAUCGAGAGAUGGGCUCUUCUCUUAAUAUCUUCCCCUGAAACUAACGAGUGCAUUAAAAACCCUAGCUGCGAAGGCCAAGGCUGUAGGGUCUCUUACGUGAUUCUCAGGCCCGCUAUGAUUGGCUGACAUUUCGUUGAAUCUUAGAGUGCAGGGGCGAGGAGGACGGAGGCAUGUACAGAGAUCGAGGAGCAGUUGGACCGAAAUCGGAAGUGGGUUCCGUUGAUCGGAAGCGAAUCAAUGACGUCCUUGACAAACAGCUUGAGCGAUCGUCGCCGUCGACAUCAAGGACCAUCAACGGCAAGGAUAGGUCGGCACAAUCCAUGCUGACCGGUAAGCCACACCCUGAUCACAGGGACCCACGUUCUGCUCCCGUCUCCAAAAACACCAACGCUUCAGAUGAGGAAUCUGAAACAGACAGUGAAGAAUCAGAUGUUAGUGGUUCUGAUGGAGAUGACACAUCUUGGAUUUCAUGGUUCUGCAAUCUGAGAGGAAAUGAAUUCUUCUGUGAGGUUGAUGAUGAUUACAUCCAAGAUGACUUCAACCUCUGUGGAUUAAGCAGUCAAGUGCCUUACUAUGAUUAUGCACUUGAUUUAAUUCUGGAUGUUGAAUCCUCCCACGGUGACAUGUUCACUGAGGAACAGAAUGAAUUAAUUGAAUCAGCAGCGGAGAUGCUAUAUGGUCUGAUUCAUGCCCGAUACAUUUUGACAAGCAAAGGAAUGGCUGCUAUGCUGGACAAGUACAAGAACUAUGAUUUCGGUAGAUGCCCAAGAGUUUACUGCUCUGGACAGCCCUGCCUUCCGGUUGGUCAGUCAGACAUUCCUAGGUCAAGUACUGUGAAAAUAUAUUGCCCUCGAUGUGAGGAUAUUUACUAUCCUCGGUCUAAGUAUCAAGGCAACAUUGAUGGAGCUUAUUUUGGGACUACGUUUCCUCAUCUCUUCCUGAUGACGUAUGGACAACUGAAGCCACAAAAACCAUCACAGGGCUAUGUUCCGAGAGUCUUUGGUUUCAAAAUUCAUAAGCCAUGAAGAUUACAAUUUAAAGCUGGAACGAAAGAGUUGCCCUUGUCUUGUUUAACUAUCUUGUAAUGUUCUUUGCAAGGUUCAGCAGAUCAUAAGAUUUCCACAUCAGUGCAAUCUAGGCGAGCAUAUUGUAAAGAAAUUUGCAGGAGUGUCGAGCAAGUGCUUUGUUUCAAUUUCAGCUUGGAGUUCAGUGAACAAGUGCAUAGGUUCUUUUAUGCUCUUUCGAUGCUCUUGUAUUCUUGCGAUUUGCUUCUCUUCAUGCUGUUUUAAGAUUGUGAUUACAAAUCCCCUGCUAUAUCUUAUAUUAUUUUAUUCCUUUUUUUCCCCUUAGCAAUUUAUGUAGCGAUUGAAUAGAUGCAUUGGCCUCAACGAAUUCGGUUAUUUUAUAAAUUCAGAUUCUUAUACUA